AUGGCCGGCGUCGCAUGGCCUGCCUCCUUGGAGCAGCUUUCGUUCGGAGGUUCGUUCAACCGGCCCAUUGCCGAGGUCGUGUGGCCGGCCUCCCUGCAGCACCUUUCGUUCGAGCAAAGCUUCAAUCAGCCCAUCACCGGGGUCGUGUGGCCAGCCUCCCGGCAGGAGCUUCUAUUCGGAGAUUCAUUCAACUCCCCUGUCUCCGAAGUCGUGUGGCCGGCUGCCUUGCAGAAGCUGUCGUUCGGGAAUUUGUUCAACUGGCCUAUUGCUGAUGUCGUAUGGCCGGCCUCACUUAGGCAGCUUUCCUUGCGGGAAACUCUUUAA
Ectocarpus sp. CCAP 1310/34 is the source of this 324-nucleotide messenger RNA. NCBI's taxonomy places the organism in Eukaryota, Phaeophyceae, Ectocarpales, Ectocarpaceae. The record is from the annotation of a GenBank genome assembly.